AUGGACAUCAAAUAUGCAAGACGCAUUUUGUUCCUCGGUGCCAGGGAAGCGGGCGCUUUGGAUGUCGUGAAAGGUGAGACCACACGCGCUACACAGCCAGCCAACCUCCAUUCUCUAACAGUUGCCAGACUUGACUGGCUCUGCUCCCUCACCCGAUGUCGACGGCUCAACAGCAGGACUCACACAUGAAUGGGAUGUUGAGACUCCCUACUAUUGCGCCAAGAUACCCAUCUGGAUAGACGAAGUCGCCGACCUCCAAGCUUGGAAGGACGAGUUUCUCAAAGACGAAGCCCAAGAAGUGGUCGAGGCAGUUGGUGCUUGGAUCUUCUGUUUCCAGAAAGAGCAAGAUGGCGGUAUAUCGAAUGAAGUCGAGCAGACCUUGCGAAGCAUACAAGAAGUCAUCGAACACCACUCUUCCGGCGCGGAAGCUGCGAUGCUCGCAGUCGCGAAGCGUGGAGGCAAGCAAUCCCAACAAGAAGAGCCGCAUCAAGAGCGAGAAGAACUCGAGGACAAAUGCAUGGAGUACGGCUUUGAGUACAUCGACUACGCUGCUAGAGGCAAGAAUGAGUUCGGCGAGAAGGUUGGAUUUGAACGACUGAGGGAGGCCCUCGAAGCGAACGAGUGGGCAUCUGCUUCUGCAGAAGAUGAGAAUGCUUUCGGCAUCGAUGAUCCAGACCAUGAUAUCGACCAUGACACCAUAGGCAGCUUCGAUCAGGAAGAAGCAGAAAUGACCGCAGAGCUCUUCAGUAUGAAGGCCGCCCUCACUGCCCAAGACGAGGCCCGGUCCGAAGAAGACUUCAUGGUGCCGCCGCCGCAGCAGACCCAGCGCCAAGCAGGUCAAGUUGAAGACCUAGACAGGCUGAUGGGAAAGCUGCUUGCCAUCAAGGAGCAGGGUGCAGACUUGUCCAGUGAACAACGGAAGCGUAUGGCCGCCAAGGCCGUGAACGAACUCAUGAGGGAGAAUCCUAACAUUUGA
Lecanosticta acicola is the source of this 976-nucleotide messenger RNA. The record is from the annotation of a GenBank genome assembly. Lineage: Eukaryota; Fungi; Ascomycota; Dothideomycetes; Mycosphaerellales; Mycosphaerellaceae.